This is a messenger RNA of Xenopus laevis (African clawed frog), 2628 nucleotides long. It is a transcript of the gene prpf3.S, whose product is annotated as pre-mRNA processing factor 3 S homeolog. The transcript is spliced from 16 exons. Gene Ontology annotation, biological process: mRNA splicing, via spliceosome; mRNA processing. NCBI's taxonomy places the organism in Eukaryota, Metazoa, Chordata, Amphibia, Anura, Pipidae. Gene Ontology annotation, cellular component: U4/U6 x U5 tri-snRNP complex; nucleus. The coding region runs from base 190 to 2235 and encodes 681 amino acids. The record is from RefSeq and is a predicted model, not a curated record.
AAAAAAUUCCCAGCGUGCAUCACGUGAUGCGGGUCAGCGUGGGCGCCAAGCUGCAUGCUCAUAGGACUUCCGGUUCCGUUUUGACGUCGGAUCUCCGAUAGCCCCGGAUAGUGAAAUCUCACCGAGAGAAGGGAGAUUGGGGAUUGCGCGGUUGAUAGAAAAUCGGUGCGCUUACUCUUUCCAGAAAACAUGGCGCUUUCUAAGAGAGAACUGGAUGACUUGAAGCCAUGGGUAGAGAAAACUGUGAAAGGAGUCCUGGGCUUCUCUGAGCCUACAGUGGUCACUGCCGCUCUGAACUGUGUCGGGAAAGGAAUGGACAAGAAGAAGACGGUUGAUCAUCUGAAACCAUUUUUAGACGACUCCACGUACCGUUUUGUGGAUAAGUUGUUUGAUGCAGUAAAGGAAGGCCGUAGCUCAAGGCAUUCGAGAUCUAGCAGUGACAGAGGCAGAAAACGGGAGUUGAAAGAGGUGUUUGGUGACGAGCCAGACCUUUCCAAGGAUUCCUCCAAUUCCAAGAAAAAGCGAAUACCGCGUUUUUCAGAAGUAGAGGAGGAGCCAGAAGUGAUACCAGGCCCUCCCUCAGAAAGCCCAGGAAUGCUGACUAAGAUACAGAUUAAACAAAUGAUGGAAUCAGCAACACGGCAGAUUGAAGAGAGGAAAAAACAACUGAGCUUUGUCAGCCCCCCACCAGUGAAAGUCUCAUCAGGGCAGUCGGAGCGUUCCAGCAUAGGGAACACCAUACAGCCUUCCCAGGCAGCUACCUUUAUGAACGAUGCCAUAGAGAAGGCCAGGAAAGCUGCCGAGCUGCAGGCCAGAAUCCAGGCUCAACUUUCUUUAAAACCAGGACUCGUAGGAAAUACAAACAUGGUUGGGCUGGCUAACCUUCAUGCCAUGGGAAUUGCACCUCCUAAAGUGGAGUUAAAGGACCAGUCCAAGCCCACACCAUUAAUUUUAGAUGACCAAGGCCGCACUGUUGAUGCAAUGGGAAAGGAGAUUGAGCUGACCCACCGCAUGCCCACGUUGAAAGCGAACAUUCGGGCUGUGAAAAGGGAGCAGUUCAAACUGCAGCUGAAGGAAAAACCUUCAGACGACUUGGAGGCAAAUACAUUUUUUGACUCCAGAGUUUCCAUUGCCUCUUCUCAGCGCCAGAGAAGGUUGUUUAAAUUCCAUGAAAAGGGCAAGUUUGAGAAGAUUGCCCAACGACUUCGGACAAAGUCACAACUUGAGAAACUGCAAUCUGAAAUUGCCCAAGCUGCAAAGAAAACCGGUAUCCAGACAUCAACAAGGCUUGCCAUGAUUGCCCCCAAAAAGGAGCUGCGAGAAGGCGAGAUCCCUGAAAUAGAGUGGUGGGACUCUUUCAUCAUCCCCAACGGCACAGAACUGACGGAAGAGGUUUUAUUAAAAAGAGAGGAUUUUCACGGCAUCACAAACCUUGUGGAGCACCCAGCACAACUCAGCCCCCCAGUUGACAAAGAUGCUCCAGUGACGCUAGGAAUUUACCUAACGAAAAAGGAACAGAAAAAGUUGCGCCGACAGACUAGGAGAGAAGGACAGAAAGAGUUACAAGAAAAGGUGCGCCUGGGUCUUAUGCCCCCGCCAGAACCCAAGGUGAGAAUAUCAAAUCUAAUGCGAGUUUUGGGAACCGAAGCAAUCCAGGAUCCCACGAAAGUAGAGGCACAUGUCCGAGCGCAGAUGGCAAAGCGCCAGAAGGCCCAUGAAGAGGCAAACGCAGCUAGAAAACUCACAGCAGAACAGAGGAAAGAGAAGAAAGUAAAGAAGCUCAAGGAAGAUAUUUCCCAAGGAAUUCAUGUUUCUGUAUAUAGUAUCAGAAAUCUGAGCAACCCAUCCAAAAAGUUCAAGAUCGAAGCCAACGCAAAUCAGCUGUAUCUUACAGGAGUGGUGGUUUUACAUAAAGAUGUCAAUGUGGUGGUCGUGGAAGGCGGUCCCAAAUCACAGAAGAAAUUCAAACGGUUAAUGCUUAGUAGAAUAAAAUGGGAUGAGCAGACAACAAACAGUAAGGGAAAAGAUAAUGAUGAAUCUGAUGAAGAAUCCGUACCUAAGGCAAACAGGUGCACAUUAGUGUGGGAGGGUACAACUAAGGAACGCAGCUUCGGAGACAUGAAGUUCAAACAGUGCCCCACAGAGAAUAUGGCUCGGGAACAUUUUAAGAAACUUGGAGCGGAGCAUUACUGGGACCUGGCGCUAAGUCAGUCUGUUUUGGAAACUGCAGACUGAAAGCGAGUCUUGCUUUACUACACUGCUGCAAUUCUCCAUUUAGAAGUAAAAACGGACUCGGACUAUGAGCACCGUAACAACUUGCAGUGCUCGCAACCAAAUCUAACUUGAAACUCUUUCUUGCUCAAGCAAAAUUUUCUCCUUCUCUUCCACCUUACUCUAAUGCUGGGUCAUCUCAAAACACUGCUGCGGAACAGUUAAACCAUAACAAUCUGCUCCUGACCGGCCUUUGUCCACUGAUUGUAACAAAAAAUGACAGUCACUCUGCAGCCUUUACCCUCCCCCUCUCUUUUUUUUUCCCCCUUUUCACAUAAAAAAAAAAGGCUUUAUGUUUCACCUUUGAAGAAAUGUCCUCCAGAAUGAUUUUAUUUUGGUAAAGCAAAGCCUUGUUUA